AUGAGACUCCCCAUUGUCGUUGCGGCGCUGGCCAGCCUCGCCGGCGCCUAUGUGUUGGACAAGACCUUGCCCGCAACCAAGAUGGCAUACGAGCCUUCCAUGGGGAGCUGUAGCGCCAUCUCCACGGCGUUGAUCGAACCCUGCUUCGGCACGUUCAUGUUCUGCGCAUUCGGGCACUACAAAGACAACAACGAGACGUACGCGAGCGGUCAAGCCUGUGCUGCGGAUCGCGGCCUCAAUAUGGCUGCCACCGUCCCCGGCAUCAUCGACGAGGAGGCUUACAAGACGGCUGCCGCGAGUCUCUCUCGUGCGAAUCAGUAUAUUGCGAAAUAUUACCAGAGUUGGCUCGGCGCGUGGCAGAGAGCCCAGAGGCCCAGACUGGAAGGGGGAGGAGACGAGGACUUUGCUGCCCGCGCAAAGCGGAUCAGGGAGUCCAAGCAGCGAAUGGCGGAGCGGACGCUCGACAAGAGCAACGCGGACCGGGAAGUAGAGGCGGCGAAGGAGGCGAUUCAGGCUGCCACGGUACCGGAAGUUGCCAGGGAGAUUUUGAAGAUGGUCGACCAGGCCGGAAGGUACACCGCCGACGAUUUUUACAGCAAGAAAAAGGUGCAUGGGUGGUAUAUGGAUGCGCUCACGUGGAUGCAACAGGCCAUGUACUUGGAGGAAUGA
This is a messenger RNA of Purpureocillium takamizusanense, 669 nucleotides long. RefSeq lists its product as uncharacterized. The record is from RefSeq and is a predicted model, not a curated record. Lineage: Eukaryota; Fungi; Ascomycota; Sordariomycetes; Hypocreales; Ophiocordycipitaceae. The transcript has a single exon. The coding region runs from base 1 to 669 and encodes 222 amino acids.